AUGUUGUGCUGUAUGCAGGACCAGCUGGAUUGUCUCGAGGAGAUUGCCACAUUUGUGAACACCCGUGUCUUUGAACUUGUAACAAAGAAGAUGCAGGAUGACAAAAAGGUUGCGAAACAGAUAGAUCUAUUGACUGCAGAUUGUAUGACGCAUUGGUUUAACGCUAUCACGAAGACAGUGAUUGAGGAUCAACUGAUUGUAUAUCUUGCGGCAGUUAUCAACUGUGCGUACAAGGUACAUUUUAAAGUCGCGUCCGCCGUCGCGGAGGCGACAAUCGCAGAUGCCAUUAAACAGUAUGAGCAUAAAUUGCUCUCUGUUCCGAAGUUGACGCCAGAAGAAAUCAGGCAGCUUGCAAAGGCUUUCACGCAGACUGAAUACAUUGGCAGUGCCAGCUAUGACUUUAAAAAUUACGUGCAAAGGUGUUGGAAAAUGUAUUGUAGGCUUGAUUUUAUGUUCAAGGCGCCAUAUGUGACGGUUCUUCAAAGCUCUGGCUUUGGCAAGAGUCGGAUGGUAUUCGAGCUUGCUCGCAUGGCACUGGAGCCACUCUCAACAUACAAAGUUAUCUACGUGUGCGCACGCAGACAUAGCUCGUAUGGGUAUCCACUAGAGACGAGAGAGCUUCGAAAGUGGCUGUUUCCUACUUCAUGCGAUUCGACAUUGAUUGGUACUCGACUUAAAGUGAUUUCUCAGUACGCAAAAGAAAAUUGGGAGACCGUUCAAGAAGAAUGGUUGAGACUUUUUACAAACCCUGAUGCUGAUGCUGACGUGUGCACAAAGCUGAACGCUUUUAAGCCGAAAAUGUCUCCAGACAAAAAAAACAGCACAUUAAAUAGUCCAAGUGAAAAAAUGGUGAUUUUGGUGAUCGAUGAAGCAAGAUCGCUGCUUGUUGGGACAAACAACAGAUUGAACCACUUUCGCUUAUUGCGACACGCUCUCUAUCGCGCCUUCACCGCGAAUGGAGGUGUUUUUGGGCUGCUAAUUGACACAAACUCAAAAAUCUCUGACUUUACGCGGCCGGUGGUGUUGGACCCAACCGGUCGACGUGGCAGAAGAAAUAAUUUGGUAAUAUUUCCGCCUUUUGUACUAACGCACACGAUGGAUUUGUUUUGGCAAAAUCAUUGUGAUGCGCAAGACCUGAAAAAAAGGAUGAGGGGGGAUGCGGCAGGGAAUUUAAGCAAUAAGGAAGGAAUGGGUACUGAUGUAACUGCAUACAGAGGCGCUGUGACCGGGAGCGAGCAGGAUGCUUGGGAUGCGUUGACUCGAAUGGGGCGGCCAAUAUGGUACACCUACGCCAAGAAUACAGAAAGCCAAGCUGUCGUGGUCAUGCUUGCUGCAAAAAAACUUUUGCUUGGGCAGAACCCCAGAUCAGGCGGCUACAAGGAAGGAAACAUGUUUGGCGUCGCAUCCUUGCUUUGUCGAGUGGGUUUGCGUCCGUACUCAACAUCACCAUUUGCGUCUCGAGCCGUCGCCGACUUAAUGGCAGUUCUUGCGUAUGUAAAUUUCGAGAAAGAAGGCUAUGUGAGCAGUUACGCCUCGGACCCGGUGCUCGCCUUGGGUGCGAUCAAAGUAUGGUAUGGACUAGACGAUGCGUUAUCACAAUUUAUCCUGCCUCAGCUAUCGAAAUUAAUCCUGAACGAAGCUCUUGACACUGGUGGGAUUGGUGAGGUGGUUGCACGUAUUGUGCUCCUUCUCGCUAUGGAUAAGUGCGCGAUAGGACGGGAAUGUUAUACCGGCCAAUUUCUAGCUGUGCAUUCAUUCUUGAAAGCUUUUGGUGCAGAAGAGAUGCCAGUAUUUACGCGGCAAAUGCGUGAAGCACCUAGCAAUACAAAAAAAGCUUUUUGGACUUGGCUAUCAAAGUGGGACGGGUGGCAAAUGAGUUUUACUCACUUUGUGCAAUUGAAGCUGGAGCCGACAGUGGAAACACUUUGGUAUUUGCUUGGGCGUCGGGCUGCAGGUAUAUUUCCUCGAAACCAAAAAGGAGCUGAUCUCUUGAUUCCAAUCUUCUGGAAAAAGAACGACAGCGAUGCAGCGUCUAAGUCAGAAACAAAAUCAGACGACGAAGCAGACGCGAAGGUUUCGCUGAUUUUGAUUCAAGUGAAUAAUCACGCUCCACACGAUAGGGAAUUCUCGAAGUCAGUGACGACGAAACUGUGCCCUUCAUUUGUUUUUGGACAAACAAUUAGGAAGACUAGAAAAUCUGUCAAAGAUUCCGACAAUUCGCUGAGCAAGAUAAGUGUCCGUGACGUGAUUUGCAUUCAUAUGUGCGUGCAAGACGAAGACAACACGCAUCACCGAUUUAUUUACGCGGAAAAGCCUAAAGAUAUAAACAAGAAAAAUGAUCGAAGUGGAGCUAAGUCGGCGAGCACAUGUAGCAGAACCAAGCAGAGUACUAGCAAGGAAGAAGCUGAGGAGCUUAGGUUUACGCUCUGUUAUCGCUCGGUGCGUUGCGAUACAUACAAGUUUCUCGAUGUGGAAGUGGCCAGGAGAUUAAAAAGUCUUGUGAAGCCUCUGGGGAACCCUUUAACACUUGUGAAUGGUGAUUUGCAGCAUCGCCAAGAGGUGGAGCAAUCUUUUAAGAAGGACCGGCGAAAUGCAGUUAUGUCACAAGCGAUGGGAGAGAAAGAGCUAAAAAAGAUUGCUUGUAAAGGGCUUACGAAUCUACCAGGACGACAAAAAGCUAGCGAGAAAAAGGACAAGAUGCUAUAG
Peronospora belbahrii is the source of this 2706-nucleotide messenger RNA. Lineage: Eukaryota; Oomycota; Peronosporomycetes; Peronosporales; Peronosporaceae. The record is from the annotation of a GenBank genome assembly.